GUGUUAUGUCGUAUAAUUCGACUUCAAUCUCUGCUGUGAUUGCCCAAUUCAAUCAAGAUUAUAAAAUGGAUCAUCAUCAUCGAGGCAAAGCAUUAAUCUUUAACUAUGAAUCCUAUGAUCCAACUCUGAAAUUGUUACGACGGGAUGGUGCUGUGCGAGACAAAGAUCGUCUUUGUGAAAUUUUGAGUCAUUUGCACUUUGAAGUGGAUGUUUUCCUGAACAUGCCAUUUAAAAAAAUAAUGGAUACUAUUGACAAGGUUGCUAAGGAGAACCAUCAACAAUGUGAUUGUCUGAUUGUUUGCUUCCUCAGCCAUGGGGAACAUGGCUUCCUCUAUGCCUAUGAUACUGCUUUCAAACCUCAUCACCUGUGGACCCCAUUCACUGCCAGUCAAUGUCCAUCCUUGGCUGGGAAACCAAAGAUGUUUUUUAUCCAAGCAUGCCGGGGGACAAAUGUGGAUGAUGGUGUGGACAUGAAAAACAUGCAAAACAGUCAUUCGGAGACAGAUAGCAGCCCCGAACCUGAUUCAUACAAGAUUCCUGUUCAGAGUGAUUUUCUCAUAGCACACUCUACUGUAUCAGGC
Messenger RNA from Darwinula stevensoni, 581 nucleotides. Lineage: Eukaryota; Metazoa; Arthropoda; Ostracoda; Podocopida; Darwinulidae. The record is from the annotation of a GenBank genome assembly.